UUCUGAAAAAAUAGGGCAAAAAUCGGAGCCAGAAAAUUCCUAAAUUUGACCUUUACUUAUACAGAAGAAAUCAUUUCCAUCUUCGGAAUGGCGAAAAGGCCGAGUGCAGCUGGGAUGAUCGGGACGGAAGGUGUCCGCCGGAGAAGGGAAGGAUGGGCAUCGUCACCGCCGUCGCUGUUGACUCGUACGGUCAAUUCGGUGUUCGCCUUUGUCCGCUUUGCCGAGUUCGAGAUCCUCUUCGUCCUUUUCUUCUUCGUUGCUUUCCUCAUCUUCAAGGAUCUGACCUCAAGACCUGAAUACAACGACAUAUUUGUGAAGAAGCAAGGUGCAUAUGAUUGGUGGGUUCACUAGCAAAAAGGGGCAUCAAAAUGCAGCUGUCUCAGAUAUGUUGCCUGUACGUAAUGGUUAGUUAUUUUAUUUUUUUCCGGUCAUUAGAGAUCAGAGGUUGAGGAUGAUGACACAGACAAUAUAUAUGGAGAUAUAUAUAUAUAUACAUAUAUAUUUGUCCAAGUGAAAAUAUUGCUGUGAUGCAUACACUUCGGUUAUUUUCAUUGCGUGAUUGCAUGCUCUUGUUGGACUACUAGAGAAUGUUGUGAAUUAAACGAAAGGGUUGAGAUUCUAUUUUUAUAAAUGAAAAGUAUUUACUUGAGUUUA
Andrographis paniculata is the source of this 654-nucleotide messenger RNA. RefSeq lists its product as uncharacterized. The record is from RefSeq and is a predicted model, not a curated record. The transcript has 2 exons. Lineage: Eukaryota; Viridiplantae; Streptophyta; Magnoliopsida; Lamiales; Acanthaceae. Bases 88 to 351 code for a protein of 87 amino acids.